Messenger RNA from Penicillium bovifimosum, 1233 nucleotides. RefSeq lists its product as uncharacterized. The transcript has 7 exons. Gene Ontology annotation, biological process: autophagosome assembly. Lineage: Eukaryota; Fungi; Ascomycota; Eurotiomycetes; Eurotiales; Aspergillaceae. The record is from RefSeq and is a predicted model, not a curated record. Gene Ontology annotation, cellular component: phagophore assembly site. Bases 1 to 1233 code for a protein of 410 amino acids.
AUGACCACCAAAGCCAACGCCCAUACCAACUUCACAGUUUUCAUUCGCCUACCAUUCCCUAGGGGGGCCUUUGUUGACCCACCACCUGUGGUAUGGAACGCGUCCAAGGACCAAGCACUAUGGGAUAUUCUCUCGCGGCCAUCGAAAGGAGACAUAGACUGGAAAGCCCUGGCAGAGGACUUUGAUGUUACUUUGCAGUUCCUCCUUCAGCAAGCAGCAUGGCUCUAUGACCGUCAGUUGUCACAGGUCCGGGCUCAGAUGCGCAAGGUUGGCACUGCACAGUCGCACUCUCCUUCUCCACUUCCAGGGUCUGUUUCUGGAAGUGCAGCCUUAGGCGGACAGCCACAGAGAGAAACUCCAGGAUCUCACGCGCCAUCAAGACACGUAUCUCAGCAAAAGGAUAUCCCCCAGCGAGCCCCCGAAAUCCGAGGUACGAGCCUUACUACAACAACGACCACUAACCAAACCCGUGGCCCUCGGGAUCCUGCACGCACUGUCACACCGACAGCCAAUGACAGAGAACCACGGUGGGAUUCUUUCGGUUGUCGGCCUUCCGCUAUCAGACGGGAACAGCCACCGGUCGCAUCCUUGCCCCGAUCACCCACGCUCGAUGGAGAAUUAUCAUCUAGUUUGUCUGAAGACUCUGAGUCCGACGAUGAAGUCCCAGGCAGACACGCACCCCUGUUCAAACGGUUUGGUAAAUUUUCUAUCCAACGUUCUGGUCUACGAGAUGACGAGGACGAUGAAGAUGAUACCCCAGCAUUCCUUCCCCUUUCCCGGGAGCCCGACCAUACUUACCAGGAGCGACCGGCCCAGGAGCUCAGCGCUACUCUUCGGUUAGACGCCGAGCGAGCAGCAGCGCAACGACGACGUCCCGAACAGCGGCCCGGCCCCCGGAUGCCAGUAACUACGGAGUCAUCUGGCAGCUCUAUGAGCUCCAAUGGGCCUGUCAGUCUAUCCGGCAGUAACCGCCGGAUCAGCCAGGCUCCACAGAUGAUGAUGAGCCCCCAGCGAGCUCUUGAGUCACGUCAAAACUCGCGCAAGUCUACUGCCUCCGGUCGUGAAACUAGCGAUGGUACCCCCAGCAUGGGGAGCAGCUUCAGUGACCUUGACGAUGCAAGCGUUACGCAAUCAGCCCUGGAAGAGGCGCUUCUCAGCAACAUGCAGCAUGGCGGAAUGGCGAGUCGGAUGAGCACCAUUAGCCAAGCGUUGCGCAGUCGAUAUCUGCAGUGA